GCUAUAACAGCCCUGACGAACGCAGGCGCCAUGGACCGCGCACGCAACCUGCUCGACGAAAUGUCUCGCCACGGCAUAACCGCUAAUCGCAUCACCUUCAACGUCCUCCUCAAAGGCUACUGUGCGCAGCUCCAGCUCGAUAAAGCCAAAACCCUAAUCCGCUCCAUGGCGGAGGAUGCCGGCAUUGAACCCGAUGUUUUCUCCUACAACAUUCUCAUCGACGGCUGCAUUCUCGUGGACGACAGCGCCAGCGCGCUCGCCUUCUUCAACGAGAUGAGGGAACGCGGGAUUCCUCCUUCACAGGUCAGCUACACCACGCUGAUGAAAGCGUUCGCGCU
Molecule: messenger RNA, 338 nt
Organism: Phalaenopsis equestris
Lineage: Eukaryota; Viridiplantae; Streptophyta; Magnoliopsida; Asparagales; Orchidaceae
Product: pentatricopeptide repeat-containing protein At3g09650, chloroplastic-like
Exons: 1
Molecular function (GO): protein binding
Source: RefSeq, a predicted model, not a curated record